Molecule: messenger RNA, 4792 nt
Organism: Dama dama (fallow deer)
Lineage: Eukaryota; Metazoa; Chordata; Mammalia; Artiodactyla; Cervidae
Gene: LRRC17
Product: leucine rich repeat containing 17
Exons: 9
Coding region: 2476-3801 (441 amino acids)
Molecular function (GO): protein binding
Source: RefSeq, a predicted model, not a curated record
UUCCAGGAUAGAAGGAUUUUCCUGGGAAGCUGGUUUGAAUGUGAGAUCAGCACUAGAAAGGAAAUAAGUAACUGGCAGCUUCUGUAGGAACAGAGAAAUAAGAAAAGGAUAUCAAGUGGCCCAGUUACCUGACACUCCAGCAGCCCUGUGGGACAAGAAGGAGGAUAGUGAGAGAGCUCACUGCAGCAGCCCUAUCACAAUUCAGGCCAAGAGGGAGCAGAGGUUCUUCCAAAGAGACGAAACUGGGCAGAGGCAUUACUUCAGCCACAUCAAAGAUGGUAACAUGCAGGAGAACAUGUAAGUGCUAGUAUUCAUUAGGAAAUCAGUCAUAUAAUUUAAUGCACCCUACAGUGUUUAUCCAGUCCCAUAAGAAUGUAGAAUAUUUCUAAAGCAUAUGUAAUUGAUUUUCACUUUUCUUUGUAGUUCUCCAUCAUCCAGUUAUUUAUUUUUUCUAACAAGUAUGGUUCAAAUACUUUCACAAUAUUGUAUAAAUACAUCUUUCCUUUUUUGGGCAGCCAUGACUACAUUAACAUUUAGCUCUUGACAUAUUUUGUUUAUGUUAAUCCAGAGUUUCCAAAGACAGAGAUGCUAUUUUACUCAUCACGGUGCCCGGUAUGCAGCAGGCUCUCAGUAAACACCAGUGAAAAACAUUUAGUCAUAAGCUUCUAUUCUCAACUCUUUUUGUUUUAUCAGGACAUUUUUCCUUGGUCAAAUAUAUUAACACAUACCUUCAUAGUGCAAAAUUGCAAACAUAUAAAAAGAAACUACAUUUUAGUUUCCAAGGGACAAACCUAUAAAACCUGCGAAUAGUCAGCUUUCCUUCUUUGAAACCAUUUUGUAUUGUCAUACCAAUGCAAUUAGACCAGGUAGGGUGAAACUGUCCUCAUAGGUACGUAGAUGGAGCCAGGAAAGUAGAUGAAACCUCCUCAGAAGACUUCAUAAGUCCCUUCGGAGCAGUAACUUCCAAAAUACACUGAUUCGUCCUGAAGUUAUAGCAGCAGCCAUUAUUAACAUAUCUAUGGUUCAUAAUGAGCCCAUUUCUUACAAAGUUUCAAAUGGUAAAAUUUCCAGUGCCUGACAACCAGGUUAAAUCUCUGUUUGUUGUUAAAUUAUUAAGUGAACAAAGGAAAAUGGAAUAUAGAUGAAUAAAAAACACCCUAACAUUAUUUUGCAUGAUGUGAAACACUAACAUCACUGUAGUUUGAGAAUUACAAAUUCAGGCUCAGUUAGGAAACAAAAUCUAUUCUUGAUACAUUCAGACCAAACUCAAAUACCUAAGACAGGCAGGCAAUGCAGUGAAGUGGUAACUGUCCCAGAGUAAGUGCAUGUUUGGACAUUACUGAGUGGAGAAGAGGGCAGUUCACUGAGGAGUGGGCUCCAUUUCAAGGGGGUGAGGCUGACUCUGUUCCAGCCCCUUUUACCAUGUGGGAAUACAGGCCCAAAUUUGCUAGUUCUUAUGUAUUUUUUUUUUUAAGAGAAACUUGAACUCUAGAUUUUUAUUUGAAAACUCCAAAAUUCCAAAUGUUGGCUCAAAAUUUAAAGACAGACUGUAUCUAUAUGUUUUGUAUAAGUAUCUGGCCAGAAGGUCAUCAGUCUGAAACCUCUGACUUUGAGCUGUGUUUGAAAAUAUUUAACCUUAGGACAUGUUUAUGUGUGUUUGUGUGUCUAUGCAUGUGUUUGUGUUGUUGCUGCAAUGAAUACUUGGUGGAAACUGAGAAGAAAACGGAGUUAAGUCACACUGUGAGGAGGGUUCUGAAGCACUGAGGGACUGAGAGAUACAGACACUCUCUCUCUUGAUGGUUACAUAUCAAAGGCUGGCUCCCAGGUCCUUGAGGAAGACAUUCAUGGGUUGUAAAACAGGAAUACCUGCUUAUAGCAGUACCAGCAUGCUUUUACCAGCUGCGCAAGCCUGAGGACCUUGGUCUUUUCAUCUAGAUAAGCUAUGCACAGCAUGUGUGCGCGCGCAAUUCUAAAAAGUUUUCAAGAUUUGGACUCUGCUAUCAUAAUUGUGCACGGAGUAUCUACACAGAAGUGGUCUGCUUCAUCAUCCAAUGAGCUCUGCCUCUUCGUGGAUGUGACACUCCAAUGGAGGGAAGCCAAGAGCCUAUAGUAGCGAUCCUGGGGAAAACUUAAGCAGCUGUGUUCACGUAAUUGAAAACCUCUGAAAAGUGCUGCAGUCCGUGCACAGCGUUAGUAUAACAUGAGGGCUGGGGCUGGAUGCAGCCCGUUCUCUGGAGGACUUCUUUGCCUGCUGCAGGAAAGAGAAGGCUGAAAGACAAACCUGGGUGCAGCCGGAAAGGUCCAGAUAGAUGAGCUUGUGGCAUCCGUUCCCCAAAUUCAGGGACUGCCGUACCUCAGCUGGAUCUCAUUCUUCCUGAACUGCUUUAGUUAAGAUUACCCAAACUUGGAUUUCAAAGGAAUACUUUCAUUGUUCCAUCUGUCACACCAAGUAAUUGGGACCAGCUGGAUGUCAGGAUGCGGGUGGUGACCGUCGUAAUCCUACUUUUCUUUUGUAAAGUCGCUGAGCUCCGCAAGGCAAGCCCUGGGGGUGCAAGAAACCGGGUGAACCAUGGCCGGGCUGGUGGGAGCCGGAAAAACUCCAACCUGGUCAAACGCUAUGCACCAGGCCUCCCCUGUGAAGUGUACACGUACCUUCAUGAAAAAUACUUAGAUUGUCAAGAAAGAAAACUAGUUUAUGUGCUGCCCAACUGGCCUCAGGAUUUGCUGCACAUGCUGUUAGCAAGAAACAAAAUCCGCAUACUGAAGAAUAGCAUGUUUUCCAAGUUUAAAAAGCUGAAAAGCUUGGAUCUGCAACAGAAUGAGAUCUCUAAAAUUGAGAGUGAGGCUUUCUUCGGUUUAAAUAAACUCACCACUCUCUUACUGCAGCACAACCAGAUCAAAGUCUUGACAGAGGAAGUGUUCAUUUAUACACCUCUCCUGAGCUACCUGCGUCUUUAUGACAACCCCUGGCGUUGUACUUGUGAGAUGGAAACGCUUAUUUCAAUGCUGCAGAUUCCAAGGAACCGGAAUUUGGGGAACUAUGCCAAGUGUGAAAGCCCACAAGAACUGAAAAAUAAAAAACUGAAGCAGAUAAAAUCUAAACAGUUAUGUAAUGAAGAAGAAAAUGAACAAUUGGUUCCAAAACCCCAUUUGUCAGGAAAACCCCCAGUCAUCAAGACUGAGGUGGACUCUUCCCUUUGCCACAACUACGUAUUUCCCAUACAGACACUGGACUGCAGAAGAAAAGAGUUGAAGAAAGUCCCAAACAACAUUCCUCCAGAUAUUGUUAAACUUGACUUGUCACACAAUAAAAUCAACCAACUUCGACCCAAGGAGUUUGAAGAUGUUCACGAGUUAAAGAAAUUAAACCUCAGCAGCAAUGGCAUUCAAUUCAUAGAUCCUGCUGCUUUUUUAGGACUCACACAUUUAGAAGAGUUAGAUUUAUCAAACAACAGUCUGCAAAACUUUGACUAUGGUGUGUUAGAAGACUUGUAUUUUUUGAAACUCUUGUGGCUCAGAGAAAACCCUUGGAGAUGUGAUUACAACAUCCACUACCUCUACUACUGGCUAAAGCAUCACUACAACGUGCAUUAUAAUGGCCUGGAAUGCAAAAUGCCUGAAGAAUACAAAGGGUGGUUUGUAGGAAAAUAUGUUCGGAGUUACUAUGAAGAAUGCCCCAAAGACAAAUUACCAGCAUACCCUGAAACAUUUGACCAAGAUAUGGAAGAUGAUGAAUGGGAAAAAGUACAUAAGGAUCACACAGCAAAGAAGCAAAGUGUAAGAAUCACUAUUGUGGGAUAACAGAAUUGUUCUUGUUGCAACUAGUUUUACCUUUGCUAUACUGGUGUUGGAAAACUGCAUGUUUACAUUUUGAUUAACUGUAUUACUUAUUUAUGCAGGAUUAUUCAACUAAAGGAAGGUUCCCUUGAUUAUUAUUGUUGUUGUGACAAUAUAGUAAUCAAAGGAAUACUCUUAUCCUGCUUGCCUGCCUGUUUGCCGAACAGCUUUUGAUGAUGAUUCCACACUGGUAACCUGCAGAAGUUGGGUCCUAAUGAUGGCAUUAGAUUUUCAUAAUGUCCUGUAUAAAUCUUUUUACUGCUUUUUGAAAAUAAAAAAAAAAAAACUUGGUUCAUUUUUACAUGCUUUUCAAGAGUUGCAUGCACAUACCUAAAGAUGAUCAAAAUGAAGAGAUACAAAUGAUUAGUAAUAAUAAAAUCUUAUUGUCUCCCCUCUACCCCCUUUUUUUUUCAGUAAGUCAGCUUAUGCACUGAAUAAAUUUCCAUGUUUGAUUCCUGUGCACUCCAAAAUGAGGUCCUGGUAAACCCAAAUUCUCCACUACUUUUCACUGAUCCUUGCAAAAAAAAAAAAAAUGUCAAGCUAAACUGGAAGAAUUGUCACAUGCAAUAAGCCAAGAAUCUGAGAAUUAUAUUAGAGACUGGUUAGAAGACCAGACUCUGAGAAGCAGUUGUACGUGGUGUGAAUCAUGAGCUCUGAACAGGUAUAGACACUAGUAAGUGUGCAAACAGCACUGAUGUUUUAACAGAAUUUAGGCUAUGGAGCUGCCUGUCAGUGGGAAGGAUCUGAGCCCUUCCUGCUAAGCUAAUAUGUGAAGGAGCAUAAAACAGGAUGAAAUUAGGAUUCAGGGUCAGGAUUUGAGAUGAAAAAGAAACAAAAAAGAAAUUGAUAUCAAAAGCAACUGAGGGAGCAGGUGGUAUGGAAGAGAAGCCCUAUGGGGUUGCAGGUUAAAAUUAGCUCACCUAGAAAAACAGAUCCCCAGAAAGAGAGGAAGUAU